Messenger RNA from Procambarus clarkii (red swamp crayfish), 1109 nucleotides. RefSeq lists its product as uncharacterized. The record is from RefSeq and is a predicted model, not a curated record. NCBI's taxonomy places the organism in Eukaryota, Metazoa, Arthropoda, Malacostraca, Decapoda, Cambaridae.
UGUUCGCUUGGACGUAGUUAUUCGCUUGGGCCACGAACUUCAAUCUAAAGGCAACAGUCCCAACACGAAACUUCUCAUCUGAAGCUCCGAUCAACACUGCAAAGUUUAAAUUUUUGUGUAUUUUUGUUUUUUAAACUAAAACACAGAAACAAAUCCCGAGUGUUAGGGUUCUGUAUUCCUCGCGAGGCGCCGUUCCUCCAGCGUGGCCGGAAGCAACAUGCGAGGCGUUGGAGCCCUGAUGUUGGUGGCUGUGCUGACGGCGGCGACGCUGGUGGUGGAGACGAGGCCGCCACCCAGGAACAAGCGGGGCAUCAGGCUCUGCUCCGCCAGGGACGUCAAGAUCAUGGCCACCUAUGUUUGUAACCUUCAUCGUCGCUCCGUCCGCUCCGUCCACGAACCAGACAACACCUUCAGGUCUCCAGAUGCAGCGUCGCUCGUAGAUGUUAGCAACCGCCCCUGGCGAUCAUCUCCCUGUGGCAACACAGGUUGGGAUUGUAUCCCUGAGUUCGACUCCCAUCCAAUCCAGAGCUCAGUGGUAGACGUUGACGACGCGGCUAGCAUCACCUUGGCUGAUAUUCAAAGAUGGCUGUCAGCAAACGGCUACCAUCGCAUGUUUCUACCGGAGAACUCAAACAAUCUCUGGCCAGCGAAAAUUGGAAUGAUAAACGAAAACGCUGAUAUCAAUCAAGACACAGAAAAUGGAUUCGGAAGGGUUAACUACGCUAUCCCAUUCCUGGGCGACCUGCGGACCAAUAUGGCUAAACGAGAUAAGGAACUUGACUGGCCAGUUGUGGCACCCAGGUCUCUCGGUGAUGUCAGGAAGAACUGUUGCCUAAGGGAAUGUUCUGUAGAGGAUUUUUACGGCGCCUGUUCUUAAAUCUUCAAGCGCAGAAACACCAUACAGAUGCCAGCACGUCUCAAUUACUGAUUUUUCAACUUUUCUCAUGUCACUUCACAUUAUCUAAAAGCUAUACAUUGUGUUACUUAACUUAUUAUGUUGUUAUUGUCAUUACAAUUAUUUACGAUUUAUUAGUUUAAGAUAUAUUUAUACAUCACCUUCACCUACUCUGUGAUCUAUAUUUGUCCCAAAAUAAACAAAAUCAAAUAUA